Molecule: messenger RNA, 3358 nt
Organism: Lucilia cuprina (Australian sheep blowfly)
Lineage: Eukaryota; Metazoa; Arthropoda; Insecta; Diptera; Calliphoridae
Gene: Acn
Product: apoptotic chromatin condensation inducer in the nucleus
Exons: 5
Coding region: 189-2552 (787 amino acids)
Molecular function (GO): nucleic acid binding
Source: RefSeq, a predicted model, not a curated record
ACCGAGCAAAAAAAGAUGGUUCCCCGCUUGUGAAAGCAUUAAUUGAAUUUUCACAAGAAAAAACGAAAAAUAAACUAAAGUUUUGUUUAUUAAACGUGAAUUUAAUAAUUAAAAAAGUUUUUGCAUAUUAAAAACUGAAACAUUGUUGGUUAUAUUUGUAGUUUGUGAGUUUAUUUUCAAUUGAAAAAAUGCGUAGACGGAGUGAAAGAAAAAAAUCUACAGAUGUAUCUUCACCAGCCCCGGCAUCACGUCGUACAAAUCGUCGCCGCAAGUCUCACUCGGUUUCAGAGGAGGACAAGAGUGCCGAAUCGAAUAAUGAAUUGAAAAAUGAAAAACCUUUGGACAACGAUGCAGAGGAGAGUGGCGGUGAAAGAGAACGAGAUUCUAGUGAGGAGCGUUCAGAAACUAAACGUAGGCGUAGCUCGCGUAUGAGAACUCCCGUUAAGGAGUUGCGUACUAGUCCGGCUAAGCGACGUACCAGACGUGAAAUUACACCGGAAAAUAAAAUAAAUACAAUUAUCGAAGAAGAAAAUGGUGCGGUUAAUAAUGAAAAUGAAUCCAAUAUAGAGGGCGUUGACAACAGUCAACCCAGUAAGAAGGCAGAUAAUGAAGACGCCAAACAAGAAGAAAAUAAAGCGGCAGAACCCUCGCCAGAAAAAAACAACAAAGAUAUUGCUAAGGAGGAAGAAAGUAACCAGACAAAUACACAUGAAAACGCUAAUGAUAACAGUCCAACAAAGGUAGAGGAGGAACCGAAAGAUACCAAGGAAAAUGUCAAUGAAAUCAACAAAGUUAACACAAAUAACAAGGAAAAACACGUUGAUGAUGACGAUGAAUCUCAUUCUUCUAUUAAAAGUAAUAAGAAUGAAAUUCAUGACAAGGAUGACCAAGAUGAAGUAAAACUUCAUACUCGUGAUAAUUCACCAAGAUCACGUAGCAAUAGUAGUGAGCGAAAGGAACAACACGCAGCCGCUAAGAAAUGUGAAAAUAAUGAUGAUGAGGACGAAACGGAAGAGGGUGAAGUUGUUGAGAAAGCCAAUAAAUCUGAUGAUGAAAACAAUAUGAGAGCUCAGGUGAGGGAACGCAUAUUGAAACGACACUCGAUAGAAGGUUCAACAGCAGCUUCGAAGGACACCAAGGAUCAUCACAAGUCGGAGGAGGUAAACAACACUCAAGACGGUAAAACUAAUGAAUCCUCUAAUACUACUGCAGCAGCUGAUACAGGUCGCCACAAUAUCAACUCAAAUGCAACAGCAACAACAACAACAACCCGCAAACGCCGUUGGAUAACUAAGAAAGCCACUGAGAGCAAAGAACAGAUUCUGGCCAUUUCCACAGAUUCGUUGAAGACUCUUAUUGCCGACGUUCAUCCUGUGCCGUUGAGCGAUGUGCAGUUAGAGUCUUCUUCGGAAGUUGAAGAAUUGGCAUCAGAACGCGAAGAAGGCGAACAGUCACCAACACCGGAGCCGGAACGACGUCGUGAUUCCAUUGAUAAACUGGAAAAGACCUCCAAACUAAUAACAAAGUCUUUAAAAGAAAAUAGUCGUCAAGUUAAUCAAGUGGUUCCAGUUGUUGGUGCUGUACCCGCCUCCAUUCAACGUUCACCUAGUCCGGCCCGAAAUCAAGCCAGCAGUGUUUUAUUCAUAACAAAUCUAGUACGUCCUUUCACAGUUUUACAGUUAAAGGGUUUACUUGCACGUACGGGUAAAAUUGUUGAGAAUGGUUUUUGGAUCGAUCGCAUUAAAUCCAAAUGUUAUGUAGAAUACGAAACGGAGGAUCAAGCCAUUGAAACCCGUCAUGCAUUACAUGGUGUACGCUGGCCAGCAUCAAAUCCAAAAUGCUUAAAUGUUGAUUUUGGUAUUAAAAAUGAUAUGCUUAAAGCUAUAGAUUCAACAAAGGAAGAUGCACCUAAGUUUGGACAAGAAACCAAUAAAGACAAUCUUUUAGUUGGAUCGGGCUGGAGUAGGGAGCGUCAGGAAGAUGAUAAAAAGGGCUCUCGUCCAGUGCGCGAAUGGGAUGUUGGUAAGAAGGAGAACUUGGAUCGUGAGAAGAUAACUAGGGAUGUGGAUAGACGACGAGAACGCAGCCGUGACCGUAGCCGUGAUCGCAGUCGGGAUCGUAGUCGGGACCGUAGCAGGGAUCGUAAUAUGUCAAGAAAUCGUGAAAACGAACGAAUUGACCGAGAAAAGGAACGUAGACAAAGACGUGAAAGAGACGUUCGAAGUAGCAGUCUAUCACCAGUACGUAAACAAAAGAAAAAGGAAGAUCCCCCAUUAAGACUAUUAGACGAUCUAUUUCGUAAGACUAAAGCCACACCUUGUAUUUAUUGGCUACCAUUAACACCAGAACAGAUUGCUGAAAAGGAAGCAUUCCGUCAAAAACGUUUAGAAGAACAAAAACAACGUCUUAAACAACGGGAAAUGGAACGUGAAAAAGAGCGUGAAAGAGAACGCAAUCGACAAAGUGAUCGUGAUAGGGAUAGAGAUCAUCGUCGCAGCAACAGAUCCAGUGAUAGACGACGUUCACGUAGCCGUGAUCGACGUCGUUAUUAAGGUGGCGGUAUAUAUUUUUAUUGCAGAUCACAUUUUAUCAUCAAUAUUUCUACUUGAUGUUUAUGAUAAUUAUCAAAUAUGGUUUUUUAGGCUGAUGCACACACAUAUACAGUAACAUCGUUCGUUUUUCUCCCAUACUUCUUUUUUUAGAAGAAAACAUACAUAGUAUAGUCCAAAUCUCUCAAUAAUUGCGAGAUAUCUAAAAAAUCAACAAUUAUUAUACACAUGUAUAAAAAUUCAAAAUAUUUUGCUUAUUAUUUGAGAAAAAAUCAAGCAAAUCCUUAACAAAAUUCUUUUUUUUAAAUUUAAACAAUAAUUAAUAUUUUUUGAAAUAUUUUUUAUUUCAUAUAGAAGCAAACAUUUUGCAAAAUAUUUUUUUGUAUACUUACAUUACGUUAAAAAUAUUUCAAUUAAUAUUUUCUUAUUGUUCGCUCUAACAAAUAUUAGGUUUUCUAAUUUCCACGAAAAAAAGAAUUAAUUUUUUCUUUAAAAUUUUUGUAGUAUAUUAUUUUAAUUAACAUUUAUUUAAAAAAGUGUUUUUUUAAUAUUUUUUGUUUUUCUUUUAUUAAAAAAAAAUUUGAUCUUAAGAACUUUUCUAGCAUCCUCCACAUAUAAAAAUAACCCGAUCUGCCAACCUUAUCUAAAAAUCUAACAGCCACGUUUGUCACGACCUAUGUUGCCUCGUUAACGCUGGGACACAUUUAUAUUCUAUAAAUUCUCAACAGCAGCCUUCUGUACCACGCUAAAUCAUCCAUCAACCAGCAAAUUCAGCGAAUUAAUUGAAAUAAACCUUAAACUACAAAGUU